AUGAUCGAGGCGAGCGGGCUGAGCAAGUACUACGGUCCGUUCGUGGCCGUGCAGCACGACAUCUCAUUCAAAAUUCCGCAGGGUCAGAUAGUCGCCUUUCUCGGGCCGAACGGCGCCGGCAAGACGACGCUGAUGCGGAUGCUGACGGGGUAUCUGGCGCCCAGCGCCGGCGGCGCGUCCAUUGCCGGCUUCGACGUGCGGACGAGCCGGAUCGAGGCGUCCCGGCGUCUAGGCUACCUUCCGGAGAACGGUCCCCUCUAUCCGGACAUGACGCCGCUGGAGCUGCUCACCUUCUGCGGUGAGGCCCGCGAGCUGGGUCCGGCGCUCAAGAGUCGGAUCGAGGAGGUCGUGGACAUCUGCGCGUUGCAUCUCGUGAUCGAGAAGCCGGUCGGCAAGCUGUCGCGCGGGCUCAAGCAGCGCGUCGGACUGGCGCAGGCGCUGCUGCACGACCCGGACGUACUCAUCAUGGACGAGCCGACGGCCGGGUUGGACCCGAACCAGAUCCGCCAGUUCCGCGAGAACAUUCAGGGCCUUGGACACACGAAGACGCUGCUCAUCUCCACGCACAUCCUGCACGAGGCCGACGCGGUCGCGGACCGGGUGCUCCUGGUCAACAGCGGCCGUCUGGUGUUCGACGGGCAGGUGAGCGAGCUCGAAGAAGACGGCUCGAUCGAGGAGGCGUUCUACCGGUUGACGAAUCACGGUGCUCCGCUGCCACCGAACGAGCCUGCCGCCGGGAGCAUCGAGGGGCAACAGCCAUGA
This is a messenger RNA of Geodia barretti, 762 nucleotides long. The record is from the annotation of a GenBank genome assembly. NCBI's taxonomy places the organism in Eukaryota, Metazoa, Porifera, Demospongiae, Tetractinellida, Geodiidae.